AUGAAGCCGAGUACAGGGGCUGACAUCCGCGAGCUCGGCGGGAGUGUCCUGGGGAGUCAUGUCUGCGGCGGGAGUGUCCUGGGGAGUCGUGUCUGCGGCGGGAGAGUCCUGGGGAGUCGUGUCUGCAGCGGGAGUGUCCUGCGGAGUCGUGUCUGCGGCGGGAGUGUCCUGGGGAGUCGUGUCUGCAGCGGGAGUUUCCUGGGGAGUCGUGUCUGCGGCGGGAGUGUCCUGGGGAGUCGUGUCUGCGGCGGGAGUGUCCUGGGGAGUCGUGUCUGCGGCGGGAGUGUCCUGCGGAGUCGUGUCUGCGGCGGGAGUGUCCUGGGGAGUCAUGUCUGCGGCGGGAGUGUCCUGCGGAGUCGUGUCUGCGGCGGGAGUGUCCUGGGGAGUCGUGUCUGCGGCGGGAGUGUCCUGGGGAGUCGUGUCUGCAGCGGGAGUUUCCUGGGGAGUCGUGUCUGCGGCGGGAGUGUCCUGGGGAGUCGUGUCUGCGGCGGGAGUGUCCUUGUGAGUCGUGUCUGCGGCGGGAGUGUCCUGCGGAGUCGUGUCUGCGGCGGGAGUGUCCUGGGGAGUCGUGUCUGCGGCGGGAGUGUCCUGCGGAGUCGUGUCUGCGGCGGGAGUGUCCUGGGGAGUCGUGUCUGCGGCGGGAGUGUCCUGGGGAGUCGUGUCUGCGGCGGGAGUGUCCUGGGGAGUCGUGAGGGCCCGAUACACCCGCCGAAUCGUGGCGACGACUGGAAUGUGCCACGUUUGGCCUGA
This is a messenger RNA of Amblyraja radiata (thorny skate), 750 nucleotides long. RefSeq names its product keratin-associated protein 5-4. The transcript has 2 exons. Bases 1 to 750 code for a protein of 249 amino acids. NCBI's taxonomy places the organism in Eukaryota, Metazoa, Chordata, Chondrichthyes, Rajiformes, Rajidae. The record is from RefSeq and is a predicted model, not a curated record.